AACUCAUGGCAGUUCCUUGGACAGACUAAUCAUUAAGGGACUGGACUCAGUUGACCGCAAACAAAUUAAAGUUGCAGAAAAUGAAAUCAGCGAGAAGGUUUGCUUUUGAGUCGCUGAUCUAUUGAUGCCUCCUCAUGAACUGCGGGGCACAGUUUGGACAUACGUACUUGUGCUCUCACAGUGCAUCAUGACAUCAAAGUUUUCACCCUUCCUAAUCAAAGACAUUCUCACCGGCCGGGAUGCUUCCCUUGGAAAUCCCGGCAACACCGCUGCAGAGGAGCUUUGCGCACUUGCGCGCAAUUUACGCAUGGGCUUUGAUAGCGCCAUUCAGAAAAGAUUUUCUCCUGGUAUACGUGUGUCCGAAAGCCACCGAUCCGGCAUCUGCGAGGAGGAGGGGAGAGUUGUAACUCAGUUGAGAGAAGGUGCUGCAGAGCAUGCGGGCAUGCAGUGUGGGGAGAGAGAUAAGCGCCAGAGGAACCAAGUAGAUGCAGGAAAGAAGGGGUUCCACCACCACUACCACGGCGAGGAGAUGUUCAGCUGUUCCCCAGAGGAGCUCCGCUGCAGGCCGGUUGCGAAGAAGCGCUCCAGAGCGGCCUUCUCCCACGCGCAGGUCCACGAGCUGGAGCGUCGCUUCAGUGUCCAGAGGUACCUCUCUGGACCCGAGCGGGCCGACCUGGCAUGCGCCUUGAAGCUCACUGAGACCCAGGUGAAAAUCUGGUUCCAGAACCGGAGAUACAAAACGAAGCGGCACCAGCUGGCCACAGAGCUGGCAGCGUUGAGCUGCCCAAAGACCGUAGCGGUGAAAGUGCUGGUGAGAAAUGAGCAAAAGCAUUGGAUUCCGGGCAGUGAAGCCCACCUUCCGACGACUGUGCCACUGUACCACGGAUAUCAGUACCAGUCCUAUCUACACCAUUACUACCAGCCCUACAGUACUACUGACAGAAGGUCGUAUGGAGGCAUGUUCUAAUGUUUCUUUGUCUUGAAAGUGUCACUUAGUCACGACGAUCUGUUGUUUAUGCAGACUUUUUCUUUAGUCAUGUGGACUUAUGUUGAGAAACGUACACAAUUCAAUUUUAAAGAAAGAAAAAAUAAACAGAACAAUUCAGAUAUGAUUGCUUUAGAUGUUUUUUUUUUUUUUUUUCAAGUUUGACUCUUUCUGUAAUAUCUCAGAGAUUAUAGUGGGAGGUCAGAAAUCGGAAAGAGUUACGAGUUUUUAGUUGUUGUUGUUAAUUUUGCUGUGGGAGGAACUCUUGGAUAAAUUUGGGAGAGCAGAAAAACGUCACCCCAGAGCUUUUAUUUUAACAAACCCUUAAUGAAUUGAUUAAAAAAAGGAUGAUCAAAGAUCAUUUCUUCACCGUUUGAACACUGGUGCGAACUAUCAUAAAAAAAAUAUUCACUAUUUUAUUCUUCUAAUGUACAUUUUUAAGAAAUCUUUUCCUAUUUGAAGAAAGAAAAAAAAAUUCCAAUUAAAGUAACUUGUUUUGGGAAGAGCUUGCUAAGAUUUAAACCGGGGGUCGCUGGAGUUUCCAGCGUUCAUUGAACGAGAGGCGGGUACAACGUGGACUGGUUGCCAGUUCAUCCCAGGCCAUGGACAAACCACCAUACAUAGACAGAAUCAUUCCUGAAGGCAGCUUACAGAGACCUGGCAGUCAUGACUGUGAGAGGAAGCCGGAGUACCCAGAGAGAGCUAGAAUACUGCAAACUCCAUGACCUUUUCCACUGCAAGACAGCAGUGCUAACAGUUGCGCCACAAUGCACCCUACCUCAAAAUAAAUCAGAACAAAUAGUGAGUAAUCUUAACAUGUAAUAGAUUCUGAAGUUACACCUCAGUUUUUUAUUAUUGUUUUGCAGUUUCACAUGAUGAUUUUGUGUUCUCGUGUCUGCAGUUCGGUCCUCUGUAAACUACCUUGGUUUAAUUCAUCUAAGCCUACUGAGUGAGAUCAUAUCUUUAUAAAUGAGAAUGUAUUCUUUUACAUUUUAAGUUUAUUUUAGUUAAUCAGUUCAGACUGGGUAUGGCAUUUUCUGAUUUUCUUGUUUUUUUUUCUAAAGUGCAGUCAAUUGCAAGAUUUUACCACCUCAAUCGUGUAUCUUGAAGGUUAAUGGAUUUUUGUGUGUAAGCAAAAGUGUAUUGUUGCACACUAAAUAAUCAUUCAGAGUGGAUUUUUCCGAGUUCUUUUAUUCUUCACAAAUGUUGAAGACAGAUACAAAGUAUCAGUGAACGCUCCCUCCCGCAGCCGUUACAACACUAUUGCUGCUGGCCUGCUGCGGUAGGAGAGCCCACUGAAUUUAAGACGCCCUCUGUUGGCGAACUGCUGCCACUACAUGCUUCUUCCAGCUCUUUGUAUCAAUAACAGAAAUGGAGCCUGAUGGACUAUUUACAUAAAACAGAAUUGUUGUAUUAAAAUAAAACAAACCAACAGGUAGGGGGAAUGUAACUAUAUUUAAUCUAUUCUGUCACACUAUAUUGUUUAGUUAUUUUCCUUCUUGUGAGUUGAAUGAGUCAGAGAGGGUCAAUAGACUGUGAAGAUGUUACACCAUCCAACCUGACUCCCCAUGAAGCAAAGCGCACAUUAAUCAUUGGUUUACUGACAGGAAUACACCUUCAUGUUGAAUGAGCUGGCACAAUGAUUGCCACCGAUAUGGAAAUAAAAACAUCACUCCUA
Messenger RNA from Girardinichthys multiradiatus, 2663 nucleotides. It is a transcript of the gene nkx3.3, whose product is annotated as NK3 homeobox 3. Gene Ontology annotation, molecular function: RNA polymerase II cis-regulatory region sequence-specific DNA binding; DNA-binding transcription factor activity, RNA polymerase II-specific. The coding region runs from base 125 to 967 and encodes 280 amino acids. Gene Ontology annotation, biological process: cell differentiation; regulation of transcription by RNA polymerase II. NCBI's taxonomy places the organism in Eukaryota, Metazoa, Chordata, Actinopteri, Cyprinodontiformes, Goodeidae. The transcript is spliced from 2 exons. Gene Ontology annotation, cellular component: nucleus. The record is from RefSeq and is a predicted model, not a curated record.